AUAGUACAUGUAGGUGGAUCGAUUGGACUCUGCAAACUAAAACCUCGUGAUAACUUGACUUUCUUCUACUACUGGUGCCAUACCGGUAUAUAUAGUUUACAAAAUAGAGGAACAUGAGUUAUAAUUACAUCGUCACUGCCCACAAGGCAACUGCUGUCCCUCUCUCUGUUACGGGGAACUUUACGGGGCCGGAUGACCUCAACCUGAUCCAGGCUAAGGGUAGCAAUCUUGCCGUGAGUCUUGUUACGUCUGAGGGUCUCAAACCAGUUCUUGAUGUUGAUGUGUUUGGACGAAUUUUAGCCAUUCAGUUGUUUAGACCUCAAGGGGAAAGGAUGGAUUUAUUGUUUAUAUUGACAGCAAGAUAUCACGUAGCUAUUGUUGGCUAUGAUCCUAUUGCCAAUGAUGUUUUAACUAGAGCCUAUGGAGACAUUAAGGAGCGUGUUGGCAAGCCUACAUUGGGUAAGAAUGUAGCAAUGGUUGAUCCAAGCUGUCAGCUAAUUGCCCUCCAUCUUUAUACUGGCCAGCUCAAAAUUGUACCACUUCAGUUUGACUCUGGUUCACCACUCAAAGCCUUUAACAUAAGACUUGAAGAUCUUUACAUCACUGAUAUCCAGUUUCUUCAUGGAACCGAAAACCCAACAAUCGCUUACAUUUCUGAAGAGCCUUCAGUUGCUACUGGACGAGUUUUAAAAACCUUUGUAAUAUCUCAGAGAGACAAAGAGUUGCUCCCCGGGCCUUGGAAGCCGAAUACCAUUGAGGGACAGGCUAGUUUAUUAUGUUCGGUUCCCAGUCCUUAUAACGGGCUCAUUGUGGUUGGAGCCGAUAGUGUCGCUUAUUUCAAUGAUACAUCACACACUGUUGAUCCGAUUGUUAUUAAGGAGUCUGUUAUAUCUUGUAUUGAACCUCUUGAUCAUUCUCGCUAUCUUCUUGGUGACUUCCGUGGACGACUACUGACGCUGUUCCUAGAGUUUAGUGAAGAGAUGGAGUCUGGCAUGACCAAUAUUGUUAAUAUGAAGCUUGAAGUAUUAGGAGAAAUUAGUAUACCACACACUUUAUCUUAUUUGGAUAAUGGAGUUGUUUUUGUCGGUUCCACCAAGGGAGAUUCACAAUUAGUAAAGUUAUCUAGCAGUCCUCUUGAAAAUGGUGGCUAUAUAGACGUGUUGGAGAGUAUGACUAAUAUAGGCCCAAUACUUGACAUGAGUGUUGUUGAUCUUGAUAAGCAAGGGAGAGAUGUGUUAGUUUGUUGUUCUGGUCUAGGUAAAGAUGGUGCCUUAAGGAUAGUUAAAAGUGGUAUUGGCAUCAAUGAAGCUGCCUCCAUUGACCUCCCUGGCAUUAAAGGUAUUUGGUCAUUAAAAUGUGCUGGUAGAGAAGAUGAACUUGAUGAUACUGUCGUUUUAACGUUUGUUGGACAGACAAUGGCCCUCAGACUGGCUGGUGAGGAAGUAGAAGAGACAGAGCUGCCUGCUCUUGUUACAGACCAACAGACUUUCUAUUGCUCCAAUGUCACUGGUAAUGCUAUCAUACAGAUAACUACCAAAUCCGUUAGAUUAAUGGAUGACAAGGCAAUGGAGCUGAUCUGUGAUUGGUCACCUCCUGAUGGGCGUGGAAUAUCCACAGCUGCAUGUAAUUCCUCUCAGGUCAUGGUAGCUGUUGGCUGUGACCUUUACUACCUUGAGGUCAAGCCCGGCUCUCCAGGGGAGCUCCUACUAAUCAGCCACACUACAAUGUCACACGAAGUUGCCUGUCUUGAUAUAAAUCCUUUAUCUGAGGCUGGUACCUCCUCUCUCUGUGCUGUUGGCCUCUGGACUGACAUAUCGGUUCAGAUACUCAACGUACCUCAGUUUGAGCACCUCUUUACCCAACCACUUGGGGGAGAUAUUAUCCCAAGAUCGGUCCUAAUGGUUGAAUUGGGUGGAGCCUGUUACCUCUUAUGUGCACUAGGUGAUGGAUGCUUGCAUUACUACACGAUGGAUUCUGAGACUGGUCAGUUACGAGGUGGUAAGAGAGUGGUGUUGGGUACUAAACCGAUUGUUCUCAAACAGUUCAAGUCUGAUGGUGUAACCAGUGUAUUUGCUUGUUCUGAUCAUCCAACAAUAAUUCACUUCUCAAAUCAGAAACUUUUAUUUUCAAAUGUCAAUGUGAAGGAAGUUAAUUACAUUUGUACACUAAACUCAGAAGCUUUUCAAAAUAGUCUGGCACUAGUUGAUAGCAGUACACUGAUAUUUGGUUGUGUUGAUCAGAUCCAAAUGCUACACAUUGAGACUAUACCUCUUGGAGAAUCCCCUAGGUGCAUAGCCUAUCAGGAAUCCAGUCAAACAUUCCUUGUUGGUGGAUAUAGGACAGACAAAUCCGGACCUGAUAAUACAUACACACCUUCUAGACAGAGUGUUAGUACAAGGACCAGUAAUGUGUCAGUGGCUGUUGUCCCUCCUCAGUUGAAUAUUGAGGAGUUCAAGUGUCCCCAGGUUGAGAUGCACUCUCUUAUUCUUUUUGAUCAGACAACAUUCGAUGUAAGUCAUGUUUACCAGUUGUGCCCACAGGAGCAUAUUCUUUGUGUGACCUCGUGCAAUCUGACAACAAAUGAUGAAGAAAGAAGUGUUUAUGUUGUGGGAACUGCUCUUGUUAAGCCUGAAGAGAAGGAGUCCAGCACUGGGAGAAUACUAGUCUUUGCUGUAAACUCCGGAAAGCUGGAGUUGUUGCAUGAGAAGCUUGAGAAUGGUGCUGUGUUUCAAGUCUUGGGAUUUAAUGGGAAGAUACUCAACAGUGUCAAUAGCGGAGUAUUUGUUAAUGCUCUAGUUGAUGGUGCAUUAAAGGAAGAGUGUGCAUACAAGAACAACAUACUGGCUCUCUACCUCAAGACAAAAGGAGAUUUUAUACUAGUUGGUGAUAUAUUGAGAUCAUUAAAGUUACUUGUCUAUAAAGAAGAAUUAGGCCUUGAAGAGAUUGGUGUUGAUCAUAACAUUUCUCCUUGUUUCUGUACUGCCAUUGAAAUGAUUGAUGAUGAGAAUUACCUAGGAGCUGAUGGGAGGCACAUUUUCAUAUGUCAGAAAAACACUGAAGCUACUAGUGAAGCAGAUCUAUUGUACAUGGUUCAGCCUUCUAGAAUGUAUUUUGGUGACAACGUCAAUGUCUUCAGUAGAGGCUCUUUUGUGAUGGAUCACCCUGGAGCUGGUGCCUCCUCCCUAUUGCAAGGAAAGCCAAUCCUCUUUGGUACAGUCCACGGGGCCAUUGGCCUCAUUGGUACACUGAAUAUGGACACAUACACUCUACUCUCCAAACUCCAACAAAAGAUGGCCGCCAAUAUCAAGAGCGUUGGGAACAUAGAACAUGAGAUAUAUAGGUCAUUUUCAAAUGAGCAUCGUAGCAAACCUUUUGCUGGUUUUAUAGAUGGGGAUCUUGUUGAAAAGUUUCUUGAGCUACCUCGACCACAGAUGAGUCAAAUUGUUCAGGGAAUUAAGACGACAGAUGUUACUGGGACAGAAGUUGAUGUAUCUGUUGAUGACAUAUUGAAAUUGAUCGAGGACUUAUCUAGACUUCAUUAAUAAUAGCAUUAAUAAUAAUAAUAACAACGAGUAUUAUUAUUAUUGAUGUUUGUUUUUACACAAUAGAACUAAACUGCUCAUUUAA
This is a messenger RNA of Amphimedon queenslandica, 3627 nucleotides long. RefSeq names its product DNA damage-binding protein 1-like. Gene Ontology annotation, molecular function: protein binding; nucleic acid binding. The coding region runs from base 114 to 3542 and encodes 1142 amino acids. The record is from RefSeq and is a predicted model, not a curated record. Lineage: Eukaryota; Metazoa; Porifera; Demospongiae; Haplosclerida; Niphatidae. Gene Ontology annotation, cellular component: nucleus. The transcript has 31 exons.